Messenger RNA from Spirodela intermedia, 5922 nucleotides. NCBI's taxonomy places the organism in Eukaryota, Viridiplantae, Streptophyta, Magnoliopsida, Alismatales, Araceae. The record is from the annotation of a GenBank genome assembly.
AUGACUGAUAUCUGCUUGAAAAUGUCCAGCGACGGCUGCUUCCCGGAGAAAUGCCGCGAAGCCCGGCGCCGGAGGAUCGAGGUGCGGCGGUCGGUGGCGGUGGCCGGCGACGUGGACGCGCCACCUCGGCCGGGAAGCCCGAGCUGCUCGGAGACGGGGGCGGAGAAGUCCGACGGCGACGAGGAAGGCAGGAAGCGCUGCCCUGCGGGGAGAUCGAACGCCUUCUCCUGUCCUCCUCUGCCGCCGGCGGUGCCUUCUCCGGCUUCUUCUUCGGCGUCUGUUUCGAACACGGGGGAGCUGGUGGCACCGGACGUUCCGUCCACACGCAGAAAUGUACCUUCUAUGCCGCGGCCAGAAUUCGGCUUCGUAUCGCUCUCCGGCCGGUCACGAGAAAUGGAGGACGCUGUUUCCCUGCACCCCUGCUUCUACUCGCCGGGGGACGACUGUUCGUCACCGUUGCAUUUCUUCGCGGUCUUCGAUGGCCAUGGCGGCUCCCACGUAAAAUCCGGACGUCCUGCUUUCUUCUGUCAUAUUUUUUUAUUAGUACGGUCGAUUCGAGGCUCGUCUUCUAAUGCCUCCACGAUUUAGCUCUUCUAUUUACGAAUGCCGAUUACCGAACAAAAAUAUCGAUAACACCGGCGAUCCGACGAAAAACUCGGGAAGAUCGGAGGCGAUUCGUUUUUUUUUUCCUUACUACUUUUUUCUGGGAUGUUACGGUAUGACUAUAGUUUUUGAUAACUCGGAAGCUCCUUCGGUUCUUGGCAUCCCUCACUUUCUGUCAGAUUUUCUCUGUUUUCAAUUCUCCAAUUGGGUUGCAAGCAUUCGCAUGUUGCUUGCGCCUCCAUUACGCGUCCUCCUUGCUCGCUUCUUACAAAAUUAUCUUCACCGAUCCCAUUAUCCGUAAGACACGCGGCCUCUCGGGGCGUCGUAAGAUCUGCCUGCGUCUCGUCCUGUUGCACGUCGGUAGCCUGAUGGUACCCAUUCUCUCGCUGGCAUUUCAGGUGUCUGCUCUCUGCAAGGAGCGAAUGCACGUGUUCUUGGCGGAGGAACUACAGAAGUCGUCGUCGAACUUCGGCGAGAGUCAGAUCACCGUGGACGUGUUCACGGAGGCGACAAUGCGGACCUUCCGGCGGAUGGACGAGCUGGCGCUGGCGUCCUGCGCCUGCGGCAGCGUCGGGGAACCGUCCUGCGGCUGCGAUCAAGCUGGAUUCUCGUCGCAGAUCGUGGGCUCCACCGCCGUCGUCGCCGUCGUCGACCGCCACCGCGUCUUCAUCGCCAACUGCGGUGACUCUCGCGCCGUGCUCAGCCGCGGGGGCCGUGCCGCGCCGCUGUCCUCCGAUCACAAGGUGAUGGCAUCUUAGGUUAUUUAGGGUCAAGUUUCGGGCAUUCUUUGGUUCAGGGUGGGGAUAUGCUGUUACUUCGUCGGGGGUGGGAGAUUCUACUGUGUUGUUUUCUUCUUUCUCGCUUCCUCCGUCUGGCCCGGUGUGGUAGGUCCGUGUGCUUUCUUCUCGCUUGUGAAUGUGUGCCGCCGGCAAUGUCAGGGGAUUUUGAUCAUUUUAACUUACGUUUCAAACUGCGCAGCCGGACAGACCAGACGAGAUGGCGCGCAUAGAAGCAGCGGGAGGAAGGGUGAUCUACGUAAAUGGAGCUCGCGUUCUUGGGAUUCUUGCUAUGUCUCGUGCAAUUGGUGAGAAUUUCUCUGCUCCCUGCGUUCUGACGUCCCUGCAUUUCUCUGCUCCGUGUGAAUAACGUCAAUCAUCAAUAGAAAAUCGCGCUAUCACAUUCCAAUCAUCUUGGAAGACAUAACAGCACAUUAAAACUUUGAUAAAACUUGUAUAUUACCACAAAACUGUUUAUAACUCUGAGAAGUUAUGCGUUUCGAACGAUGCCAAAUAAACGGCUAAUUGAGGAAUAUUUAGAAUUGCGCAUCCCAUUCACAAAAAUGUUUAGAAUUUCGAACGAUACCACAAAACUGUAUUACCUGUGAGGAUGGCCGUCUUUCUCUGGGUCCAUCUUUCCCAUGAUGGUUUGUUUUCUUGGCUCCUUUUAGUUCGGCGUUCUGCCUUUAAAGCUCUAGACAUAAUAGGGUCUACUCUAGAUGUGCAAAUGCAAGCAGAUGCCGUGGUUCUUUUCUACUUUCUUCUUCUGCGUUAAACAUGGAGAUACUCUGCCGAUCACCGUCAGAACUGCUGUCUUUUUCUUACUGCUUUUAUCCUCUAGAGUUCUGUGUUCUGGCUGCAUUUUUAAGAUGACACGGUGAACCAUUAGGAUUGUGAAAGUCGACUGUGAGAGAUUCUGUGGAUUCGAACCAUUAUGAGCUGACACUACUUAUGUCCUUUUAUUGUAUGGGCAUGUUUCUCUGAAACACGUCAAAUGAGGAUAUUCAUUUGGUAAAAAAUGAUAGAAUUUUCUCGUUCGUUUCCCGUAAUUAGGUGAUUAUAGCUAUGACUGUCUGGGAACCAUCAUUACGGAUUGAAUCUGCUUCGCUAAUAUCGGUAGCUGAUGUCUUGAUUUCGCUAUAGUAUUGGAUGACAAAUGGUUGGUGACUGGUUACGUUAGUGUCAUGGCAUGAUGCAUUCGAUGUGGCCUGACCUGUUAUGGCUUUCAGUGAAUGGUCUCAUUUCUUAGGCAUGGUCAAAUGAUGCUUUUCUUGCCUCUGUACCGUGAUUGGAUGUUCAGUUGAUGAUGAUGCACGGUAUGUAGGUUUAAUUUAGUUAUUGAAUCCUGUGUUCAUUUGAUUAUUUGAUCAAUUUUAAGUGUUUAGAUGGUUUGAAAUUUAACAUAAAUGAUAUUUUCGCAUUUAUUGUGUGAGUCCAGUCGAUGAUUUAUUAUCAAAUGCCACAAUGGCAGCCUCUAAUUUUGAACGUCAUAGUGGGGAAGGUCUUGUAAAUUCCAUCUUCUUUCUGAUCGUUUUUUCACAAUCUAAAUUGGAUAAAUGAUGAUAUUUUUCAGUUAUUUACGUGUCAAUUGUUCCUCUAAAAAUGUCCUUUGAUUACUCAUUUAAACAUUGGCUGCAUAGGUAAGAUACUAUGUGAUAAUAGAACUAUUACCGAGUGAUAUAGAUACGAAACAACUAAGGGCAAGAAAUGUCGUAGAAUAAAUGCUAAUGCUUGAAUAAUUCCCAUUUCUAUGGUAUAAACCCAAGUAUCAUUGCUAUGAAUUUAUAGAGAUAUAAUUUGAAUGCGGUUGCCUUAUUUAUGUGUGAAAUGGUGAUUUUAAAUUUCUGUAUUUGAUAACGUUUGCAAUUGAUUAUAAAUUCUCUUGUUUUUUGAUUGAGGCUUUGUGCAAUCUUUGUUUCUGUGCUUCUCAGUUUAUGGUUUAUUGACGUACUCUAUAUAAGCAUCAAAUCGGAACUCACCAAUUGUAUCAGUGCAUAUGGGUGUCAAACCGUACGGAUGAACAUUGUGGAAGUUGUGAAUCAACUGAAAAGAGACAGAUAGUGAUCUAUUGAAUUAAUAGAUUUUUCAUAUAGAAGAAAUAUUUUCACUAGCAGCUCUCCUUAUCCACUCAACUAUGUGAUUCUAAUGGAGCAACUGACAUCUGAUAGUGUUAUUCAUAAAAUCAAUUAAAAGAGUAAAACAUGAUGCCCGCGCAUAUUCAACAACUUGAUUGAGGAAGAAAGUAGAGCUGGGUAUAAUUUUUGUGAAGGUUCAUAGAUAGUGUUAUAUACUUGUGCGGUAUUUUCUGUCCUUUUAUCAAAUUCUCCGGGAACAGUUUUAGGUUCCACUCCGUUAACUUUGUCCCCAAUAUCUUCAGUUCUGUCUGCCUCGUCCAUUGGGUAUAAUUCUUGUCCAGUUUCAUGCAAUUUUAUUUAAUUUGAAUACGAUAACACAGAAAUGUAAAUCAGUUAUUAUCAGCAAGAAUGUGAAUUUUUAAUCUUAAAUAAAGUAAAUCUAAGUCUCCAAAGUGUGCUCGUUAUCUGGUUUCAUGUGAUCGUGCGUAGUUACAGCUAGCGAUGAACAAUCGUGAUUCUACUCAGAUCAAAUGUUAUUUAGCUGCGGUAGACAAUGGAUUCCAAAGUUGAAAUCGAAUUGAGCUCCAGGCUUUUAUCUUAAUUGAUGCUACACUACCCUACACAAAUGACGAUCUCAGGCUUUUAUCUUUAUUUUACCGAUUUUUUCUUCCAUUUUUUGCCUUCUUAUUCCCUUCUCUCCUGGCAUCCUAUGUGGAUUGCCAUCGGUGUUCUUCUUCUAAGGUCAAACCUUUCUAUCUGGUCUUCUUUGCAGUUGACUUCUAUUCUUCACUUUUCUGUUCUUUUCUGUUGCCAUUUCACGAGACCUUACUGUCAUGAGGCGAAAGCUGGAAAACAAGAAUGGUGGCGAAUGCUACUUCUCUCCUCCCUCUUUAGAACAUAGGUCGAGGUUCAACAUAUGCACCUCAAAAAAUGAGGCCCGCCAAGCUUCGAGCUGAUCCGCACAUAGUCAUAUCAUUACAAAAUCAAUUGAUUCAAGCAUUUCACAAACUGUGACACUGAUUAUGACCGUUUCUUCUUCAUCUCAAAAAAAAAAAAAAAAAAAAAAGGUUUUCUCCAUGGAACAUGACUUGUAAUAAUCGUAGAAUAUGAUCAGUCAAUCCAGUAUUGAUCAAGAUAGGCUGAUGAUUCUCCCAACCGUGAUUACAGGGGCUCCAUGAGUAAUCUACGAUCCUGAAGGAAACAUAGGCUAGCCUCCUCUAUACCUCACUGUGUCUUCUUUUCAAGCCCGUGUGUUUUUGUGGCUAUGGUUGUCACGCUAGUUACAAAUGAAACAAUGCUUAUCAUCGAAUUGGGUUGGCCAUAGCUGCUGUGAUUAUGGUCAACGACCAUAGAAAAGCAGAGGUCUCUGUGUCUUUCUUUCUUCACCCAAUUCUUCUCUGCGCUUCACCCACCCAAUCGACCCACGUCGUGGACCUCCUUUUUUCUCUCUGAUUCUCAACCUCAGAACUGAUGUGGUGAAUGUGUUAUAUAUGCAUUCCAGGAUGCCAUGACGAGACUCAUUUCUCCUCCUUCUGUGGGUCAACAUAGAAAGCCACCGCACAGCUUGGAUCGAUGGCUGUGUUUUCCUAUCAAAUUAAUGCAUGCUUUAUUUCCUUUCUGCAGUUCUUGUGAAUUAGGGAAAAGUAAAUGGAUGGGGCUCAAAGCGUGCCCAUAAUCGGACCUUCUCUCCAUCAUCGCCAUGGCAGUACUUAUUUCAUCCCAUUCUAGGAUCCUAUACCACUCUUCAUAACUUCCAAGCACCCAUGGAACCCAUGGUGAAUGUGUUCUUAAAUUGUCUUAUUGAAUUUUUUUAAUUUUAUUUAUUUAUUUAUUUAUUGUGUGUGUGUGCUCUUAUAUCAUACAUCUUGUCUCCAAGGGGAAACGAACGAUGCUAGUUUUGGUAAAGAUGUGAAAAUUCUUGUAUGGUAAUCCGUCUCGGAAUGUAUUCUUAUUGGAAAUAACCCACCCUGGUUGAAUAAUCAGGAAUCCGAGGUCACCUCAGUGAUUUUUAGAUGUCUCACUCACUUGCAUUAUAUGCUUCCAUUGGAGUUGAAAUGGUCGCGAAGUUGACUAUUCUGCGUUGACGAUCUGGGUCAUGGCCUGACUGGUUGACUUUUUCAGGUGACAAGUACUUGAAGCCGAUAGUGAUCUCCGACCCCGAGAUUCGGGUCAGCGAGAGGACCCCCGAGGACGAGUUCCUGAUUAUCGCCAGCGACGGCAUGUGGGACGUCCUGUCCAACGACCUGGCCUGCGACAUCGUCCGCCGGUGCCUCCGGGACGAGCGCCGGCAGGGCCCGGCGGAGGACCUCCGCACCGACGGCUGCGAUGGCGGCGCCGCGGCGGCGGAGCGCGCCAACCCCGGCGGCUCCUAUUGCUCCAUGGCAGCGACGCUGCUGACUCGCCUCGCCCUGGGGAGGCAGAGCUCGGACAACAUCAGUGUGAUCGUGGUUGACCUGAGGAGAGCAUGA